AUGUUCGGCCGAGGAAUGUCUUUCGACGAAGGAUAUGAGACAAAGAGAGCCUGUCUGGACCAUCAGAACGCCGCGUCCGUUUGUUUGGAGAGUCGGAGAGAUGGACAUUUACAAUCCUUAAUCCUACUCAUGAUGGUCGUUUUGAAGUUGUGCGCCCUGGUCGCUGCUCUGGUACCAUUCUUAGUUCCAGUCGAUGCGGGUAAGAAGAUCUUCUGCUACUACAGCAGCUUCGCCCAGACGCGGAAUGGAAUUGGUAAAUUCCUCCCCGAGAACAUCGACCCGUUCCUGUGUACCCACAUGAUAUUCGCCUUCGUCGACAUCUCGCCCAACGGUCGCGACCUCAUCGCAUUCAACUGGAACGACGUCGGUGACAACGGUCUGUACCAGAGGACGAUCAGCCUGAAACAGAAGAACCCGGCGUUGAAGGUCCUCCUGGCGGUGGGGGGCUGGCAGAUCGGAUCCAAGCCGUUCAUACCCAUGAUCAGCAACGACUACAACAGGCGGGCCUGGGUCAAGAACGUCAUCAAGUACCUCAGAACUUUCAUGGCACUGCAGAAAUGGGAGAUCUUCUCCAACUGUCGCGAUUACGUCAUGAACGCAGGGCCACACAACUUCGAUGGGUUUGACAUGGACUGGGAGUUCCCGGCUACCCGUGGAUCACCCCCCGAGGACAAGUACCGGUUCACCACACUCAUGAAGGAACUGUACAGCGAGUUCAAGAGAGAAGCCCAGGAAACCGGCAGAGCGAAACUUUUAUUGACGCUAGCAGCGGCUUCCGGAACCUACUACAUCAGUCAGUGCUACGAACCGAAAAAGAUCAUCAAGUACGUUGAUUUCAUGUUGCUGAUGACGUACAACUACCACGGCCAAUGGGAGAAAGUGACCGGUCACCACAGCGCCCUCUGGAAACAUAGAGAUGACCCUCCAGGCGAAAAGAGCGAAUUGUUUCAAAACUGGUCCAUCGACUACUGGCUGCAGGAGGGUAUGGACAAGGACCGACUGGUGGUGGGUAUCGCCACGUACGGAAUGAGUUUCACCCUGGCCAACCCCCACCAGAACGGCGUGUUCGCCCCCGUCAGGGGCGGAGGGAGGAUGGGUAAAUACACCAGCGAGACAGGCAUCUUGUCCUACUACGAGAUCUGCGAGAACAUCCAGCAGCACGGCUGGAAGACAUCUUGGAUCGACGACCAGGGAGUACCGUACGCAUACGGCGGAGACCAGUGGGUGGGAUUUGAGACAGAAGACAGCUUGAAACUUAAGGCCGACAACAUCAUCAAGCGAGACUUGGCCGGCGCCUUCGUCUGGUCGGUAGAGAUGGACGACUUCACCGGACACUGCGGUCAGGGCAAGUACCCGCUUCUGAAGACCAUCACCAAGAUCCUCAAACCGUACCGCCACUCCGCCAACACCGCCGACGCCACGACGACGCCGCGCUGGAAGAACACACGUCGCCAGGACACGCCGUCCUCGCAGCAGAAGUGGACAAGGAAACCAGCUGGCAUCAAGCGACCAAGAUGGCAGAAAUCUCCAUGGGCGAAACCCACGAGCAAACCGGAGAACUCUUGGAAUCUCUCCAAGCCGAAGAAUUCCUGGACGCCGACCAGCAAGCCAGAAAGUUCUUGGACCCAGAAGACGGAUAGACCCUGGUCUCCUGCUGCCGAGUCGAAGAAGCCGUGGAACCCGACGGUGACGAGGAAACCGUGGCACAAGAAGUCCAAGAACCCAUGGAACAGGACGAAGAGCUCGUGGCAGCAGAAGAGGAAGCAGAAGUCGUCGAGGAAACAGUGGACGAAGAAACAGUGGUCGAAGCCGUCCCCGACCAAGACCCCGUGGCAGCCGAAGACGACGCCGAAACACUGGAACGCCCGUCCCACGGGCCGCCCGAGCAUCCCGAGACACCCGUACACGACGAGCAAGCCAACGAGGAAGAACCCGUGGCAGAACCCGAAACACACCAAUGCACCGUCUGCAGCUGGCAGCAGUGAUUGUAAGAAACUCGGCGUGGGUAUGUUCCAGGACCCGGCAUCGUGUGUCCGCUUCAUAAUGUGCCUACCUGGGGCCUGGAUGGACUAUGGGCCAAUCAGAAUGGACUGUCCGGCGGGGACGAGAUUUGACGAGCAUUUGAAGAUCUGUAACCAUGCCAACAGCGUCGAGUGCUGGGUGUGA
This is a messenger RNA of Gigantopelta aegis, 2166 nucleotides long. RefSeq names its product chitotriosidase-1-like. Gene Ontology annotation, cellular component: extracellular region. NCBI's taxonomy places the organism in Eukaryota, Metazoa, Mollusca, Gastropoda, Neomphalida, Peltospiridae. Bases 1 to 2166 code for a protein of 721 amino acids. Gene Ontology annotation, molecular function: chitinase activity; chitin binding. The record is from RefSeq and is a predicted model, not a curated record. Gene Ontology annotation, biological process: chitin catabolic process; carbohydrate metabolic process. The transcript has 12 exons.